Lagenorhynchus albirostris (white-beaked dolphin) is the source of this 1386-nucleotide messenger RNA. RefSeq names its product nuclear receptor subfamily 5 group A member 1 (gene NR5A1). NCBI's taxonomy places the organism in Eukaryota, Metazoa, Chordata, Mammalia, Artiodactyla, Delphinidae. The transcript is spliced from 6 exons. Gene Ontology annotation, biological process: regulation of transcription by RNA polymerase II; tissue development; hormone-mediated signaling pathway. Gene Ontology annotation, cellular component: RNA polymerase II transcription regulator complex. Gene Ontology annotation, molecular function: zinc ion binding; RNA polymerase II cis-regulatory region sequence-specific DNA binding; nuclear receptor activity. The coding region runs from base 1 to 1386 and encodes 461 amino acids. The record is from RefSeq and is a predicted model, not a curated record.
AUGGACUAUUCGUACGACGAGGACCUGGACGAGCUGUGCCCCGUCUGUGGGGACAAGGUGUCUGGCUACCACUACGGGCUGCUCACAUGCGAGAGUUGCAAGGGCUUCUUCAAGCGCACGGUGCAGAACAACAAGCACUACACGUGCACCGAGAGCCAGAGCUGCAAGAUCGACAAGACGCAGCGCAAGCGCUGUCCCUUCUGCCGCUUCCAGAAGUGCCUGACAGUGGGGAUGCGCCUGGAAGCCGUGCGCGCUGACCGCAUGCGGGGCGGCCGGAACAAGUUUGGGCCCAUGUACAAGCGGGACCGGGCCCUGAAGCAACAGAAGAAGGCACAGAUUCGAGCCAAUGGCUUCAAGCUGGAGACAGGCCCCCCAAUGGGGGUGCCCCCGCCGCCCCCUCCCCCGCCGGACUACAUGCUGCCCCCUGGCCUGCAUGCACCUGAGCCCAAGGGCCUGGCCUCUGGUCCACCUGCUGGGCCACUGGGCGACUUUGGGGCCCCAGCGCUGCCUAUGGCUGUGCCCAGCGCCCACGGGCCACUGGCUGGCUACCUCUAUCCUGCCUUCCCUGGCCGCGCCAUCAAGUCUGAGUACCCGGAGCCCUACGGCAGCCCCCCACAGCCCGGGCUGCACUACGGCUACCCAGAGCCCUACUCCGGAGGGCCUGGUGUGCCCGAGCUCAUCCUGCAGCUGCUGCAGCUGGAGCCAGACGAGGACCAGGUACGGGCGCGCAUCGUGGGCUGCCUGCAGGAACCGGCCAAAGGGCGCCCCGACCAGCCUGCACCCUUCAGCCUCCUGUGCAGGAUGGCUGACCAGACCUUCAUCUCCAUCGUGGACUGGGCACGCAGGUGCAUGGUCUUCAAGGAGCUGGAGGUGGCCGACCAGAUGACACUACUGCAGAACUGCUGGAGUGAGCUGCUGGUGUUCGACCACAUCUACCGUCAGAUCCAACAUGGCAAGGAGGGCAGCAUCCUGCUGGUCACUGGGCAGGAGGUGGAGCUGACCAUGGUGGCCGCCCAGGCAGGCUCCCUGCUUCACAGCCUGGUGCUUCGGGCGCAGGAGCUUGUGCUGCAGCUGCACGCGCUGCAGCUGGACCGCCAGGAGUUCGUCUGCCUCAAGUUCCUCAUCCUCUUCAGCCUCGAUGUGAAGUUCCUGAAUAACCACAGCCUGGUGAAGGACGCUCAGGAGAAGGCCAAUGCCGCCCUGCUCGAUUACACCCUGUGCCACUACCCGCACUGCGGAGACAAGUUCCAGCAGCUGCUGCUGUGCCUGGUGGAGGUGCGGGCGCUGAGCAUGCAGGCCAAGGAAUACCUGUACCACAAGCACCUGGGCAACGAGAUGCCCCGAAACAACCUGCUCAUCGAGAUGCUGCAGGCCAAGCAGACCUGA